GUUUGACACUUUUGGCAGAAAUCAGAUGUUAUUAAAAACAUUACCGCCAGUUAAUUUAAAGGGAAUCAUUAUUUAUAUUAUCGAUAUUUAUUAAUUGAUACGAAAAUGGAUCUACUUGGUUCGAUAUUGAGUUCCAUGGAUAAACCUCCCACUAUGUCUGAUCGGGAUAGAGAAAUGAAAAAAAAGAAGAAAGAAUUUUUCGAAAAACACCAAGCUGCUGAAAAAGAUAGGUUGCAGAGGUUCAAGGAGAGACUAGAAGAAAAAAUAUUGAAACAUUUCGAGGAUAAAAAUAAUACUACACUCAAGUUUGAUCCGAUGGAUGCUAUUCAGAGAAGUAUUGUACAUGAAAUUGCGGAAAAUCAAAAUUUAUUAGCUUAUGCGUUUGGCGAAGAUGGUGUAGAUAGGUACAUGAGGUUAUAUCGUAAGGACCAUCCUCCAUGUGAAGAUGAACUAGCAGCAAGACGUCGAGGGGAACCUUGGAAUGAAGAAAUAAAACAACAGUUACUCAAACAGAGACAGGUUGAGCAAAGUGAAACUACAGACUCACAUAACUCUAGGAAGAGAAAACAGAAAUUCAUCCCCAACAGUAAUUAUAAGGAUAAAUAUGCCCAUAUAAUUGGUCAGGAAGCAGCCCUUGAAGGUGCAAAAAAUGUGGGGGCUAAUAAAUCCUAUGGAUUCGUGCCAAGCGAAAACAAAAAAGAUGUAAGGUCUAUAGAACAAGCGAUGGCUGACAUAAGGGCAAAAAAGAAACAGAAAUUGGAUUGUGACAAAGUACUUGAUGACUGUUGAUGAAUAACAAUAUUAUAAUGUAGACAAUUUUUGUUGUUGAUUUCUUAUUUUCGAUUAUUGCAAGGCAUUGAUUGGAAAAUGCAAUAAGACUUAGAAGUGUUUGAAUAUAUAAUUUAUUUGAA
This is a messenger RNA of Coccinella septempunctata (seven-spotted ladybird), 911 nucleotides long. RefSeq names its product sperm-associated antigen 7 homolog. The record is from RefSeq and is a predicted model, not a curated record. The transcript is spliced from 5 exons. Gene Ontology annotation, molecular function: nucleic acid binding. NCBI's taxonomy places the organism in Eukaryota, Metazoa, Arthropoda, Insecta, Coleoptera, Coccinellidae. Bases 106 to 789 code for a protein of 227 amino acids.